AUGGGAAGAAGAGCCAACGAGAUUCCAGAAAUAAACAAACCGCCAACAAAAUACCAAUGCUUGGGCAUGAUUGAAACAUCGGAGAGUGCUGAGCCUCCGAUACGUCCUAUCAAAUCUAACACAGACACGGUCGAUAGAAGGAGGGAAGACAUGUUUUUGUCGAAACCCAACGAGAUCGCGUACGCCGGUAUUACUGUGACCGAGGCGGCCUCCAAGUCGACAUCGUUCGAUUUGCUCGACGACGAUGCUGGUACCAUGUGCCUUUCCACCGGUUCGUACAAAAGAGCACUCGCCCAUACAUUCAAAGUGACAGCACCCAUUAUUAAUACUGCACCUCUGUAAAAAAGCAAAAUAAGUUUUAGCACUUUUUGUUCGGUCCAACGACAAGAUUAGCUAUAUAGCUUACAAUAUCGUCAUCGGGAUAUUCCACGGCUGUUGAGAAAAAAGAUGUCAAUCAAUGUCAUAAAUAUCAAUUUUUAUCCCAAACAUACUUUUCUUUCAACAUUAAUGCUUCAUUUUGGUUUAACUGAGUUUCAAAAGUUUUCUCGAAUUAGUUAUAUCUUUGAUUACAUAUAAUGAUCAUAUAAACAUGGAGUGAAGUAGAACACGUUCGAAAAUAUUUAAUAUUGUUUUUUUGAGAAAAAGUUAAAAUAUUAAAAAAAAAAAAUUUUUUUAAUAUAGUGAUUUAUGAUGCAAUGAAAUGAAAAUAAUUCAAAAGAUCAUAGAUAACAGCGUUUGUGAAAACGCUUUAUUAUUAUUAUAUUUCUCGUAUACUAAUUAAUUAUUUUAUUUUAUUUCAUAUGUAUAAAAUAUUUUUAUAUACUGCAUAAAUUAUAAAGAGAAAAUAUAAAAUAUUAAUAUCAGGUACAGUUUGUUCAUACUCUUAACAAAUUCAUUUGGCAUAAUCUUUGAUACUCGAUAGAUAUAUAACAUACUCCUCAAUUUUACAUUAAUAUAAUCUUUUCAAUACUGGAUUGUACAUGUCUCACAGAUUAUUAUCAAAUGUUACAUACAAAGCCUUAUGUAUUCUAAAAUACGUAAGACUUAAAUUAAUCACAGCUUUUUUUUAAAUAAUCUUAAUCAAAAAUUCAUUAAGUAUUAUGCAGAUAUCUCAUAGUCUGCAUCAUAGGCAGGUUUUGUAGUUAAAGCAGACUAUGACAGAUAAUUUGUACGUCAAUCUGAAACUGUUAUGUUUAUGAACUAAAAUGUAAAUUAAUAAAAUACAUUGCUAUUACAUUUUUAAUUGAAAAAUAUCUUAGUAAAAUAAAUAUAGAAUUCAAAGUUUAGAACAAAUAGAAAAAGCUUGGAAAAAUGUUUUUGAAUAUUAA
This is a messenger RNA of Heterotrigona itama, 1328 nucleotides long. The record is from the annotation of a GenBank genome assembly. NCBI's taxonomy places the organism in Eukaryota, Metazoa, Arthropoda, Insecta, Hymenoptera, Apidae.